AUGAACGACAAGCCUCCUACAGGACAUGGGAAGUUCUUCGGACGAACAGUUGUCAUCACUGGUGCUUCUCGUGGAAUUGGAAAAGAGAUAGCGUUGAAAUUAGCAAAGGAUGGAGCUAACGUUGUCAUAGCUGCCAAGACUGCGACUGCUCAUCCGAAGCUUCCAGGAACUAUCUAUUCAGCCGCUGAAGAGGUUGAAAAGGCUGGAGGAAAGGCGUUACCGUGUGUCGUUGACGUGCGAGAUGAAGCAUCAGUACGUACUGCCGUAGAAUCGGCUGUGAAGAAAUUUGGCGGUAUAGAUAUACUGAUUAACAAUGCAUCAGCAAUUAGUCUCACCAACACCGAAGACACCGAGAUGAAACGCUACGAUCUUAUGCAUUCGAUAAACACCAGAGGAACAUUUCUAAUGUCCAAGACUUGCCUACCCUAUCCUGAAACAAAGCCAAAAAUGCGCGCACAUUUUGAAUAUUUUUCUCCACCCUUGCUAAUGGAACCUAGAUGGUUCUCCAACCAUGUGGCGUACACAAUGGCAAAGUAUGGAAUGUCAAUGUGCGUGCUUGGAAUGCAUGAAGAGUUCAGAUCGUACGGAGUAGCUGUCAACGCCCUGUGGCCAUUGACAGCUAUUUGGACUUCUGCCAUGGAAAUGCUCAGUGAUGGCGCAGGUGCUUCUGGUUCACGGAAGACAUCAUGGCAGACGCUGCUUAUGCAAUGUUGUCAAAGAAUAGUUCGUGAAUAUACGGUAACUUUCGUCGCCAUUGACCGAGGAAGUUUUGAGAGCGAGGGAGUGGUCGAUUUCACCAAAUACGCCGUAGAUCCCGGUGCACCCUUGACGGCAGAUUUCUUCAUUCCAAAUACUGAUAAUUAUCCGGAAACAUUUUUACAAUCACACGAGAGACAAUUAAGUGUCAGCUCAUUGAAAAAGGCUGCGAUAGACGAGGAUAUUGCAAGUGUUCUGGCAAACAUGAAGGGAAAGCUAUCCAAAGAUCUGGUCGACAAAAUGCAGGCUGUCUACGAGUUUACGCUCACUGGAGAUAAAGAGAGAAAGAUCGUCAUAGAUUUGAAGAAUGGAAAUGGUUCAGUAGCGGAAAAUGGUGAUGAGAAAGCUGAUGUCAAGUUCACUCUGGCUGCUACUGAUUUCGCGCCGAUGUUCACUGGAAAGAUCACACCAACAAACGCGUUCAUGUCCAAAAAGCUCAAAAUCAAAGGCGACAUGACCAAAGCAUUAAAACUGGAGGGUGUUCUGAAGAAAAUGAACAAGAGCAAGUUGUAA
This is a messenger RNA of Ostertagia ostertagi, 1269 nucleotides long. Lineage: Eukaryota; Metazoa; Nematoda; Chromadorea; Rhabditida; Trichostrongylidae. The record is from the annotation of a GenBank genome assembly.